GUAAAUUAAUUCUCUCGUUCAUUCAAUAUCUAACAAGGUUCUAAAGAUCUCUCAUUGUAAGUACAAUUAACUUUUAUGUUAAAUGUAAUAUGUAAAUUUUUUUGUUAUAAAAUAUUCUAAAUCUUCUAAAUAUUAUUUCACACAAUUACAAUUUGAUUUAAUUGUUCGAAUAUGCAAUUUCUGUGAAAUUUUAAUUACAUGUUUUGAUUAUAUGAUUCGUGCUCGAUAAGUCACGAGUAAAAACGUUUUCGUACCUUUUCGUCUUACAAUAUCGGUCUUAUCUUAUAUUAUUUUUUGCAGAAUUCUUAAGGUUUUGAUUGCGUGUCAGUUCAAUAUUGUAUCAAAAGAGAUUUAUAAGCAUAAUUGUAUUGUUGUUAUAUUUAUUGUAUAAUAAAUUAUAACAAAGAAAAUAUUUCAUAAAUAUACUCAUUAGAAAAAUUAUGGCUACUUGGGAUGGUUCUUACUCAGGACCAGAUGAUCAAAAUUGUUACGUUUAUCCCGAUCAAAAUGUUUCUGGAACUACAACAAGAAACUGGACAUUAUUUCCUAAUAAUAUAAAUAAUGAUUAUUUACAACCUAAUCACGAGUUUUAUGUACAAAAUGAACCUAUAUUUGAACAAAAUAAUCCAAAUACUUUCUAUCAAUCAAAUACAAAUGUCGUGUCAAAUUUAUUGACCACAACCACUUAUCAUGAUCAUGUAACAAAUUCUAUAGGUAAUACAGAAGUAUUAAAUAAUCAAGAAUAUUUUCCAAAUGUUGAUUCUCAGCAAUGUUAUAUAUAUGAAAACAAUUGGAAUUCUGAUUAUGAUUUAUUAAAGAAUAAGAUAAAACAUGAUUCUAUAAAAAGAAUUAAAAAGACUUCAAGUAAUAUAACAAAUCAUUCAAAAUUACAUGUUAUGGCACAAGAAUUUGUACCAAAUAAUAAAGAAGAUGAUGAUAGAAAGAAAAAUAAUGAAUUAUUAAAUACAAAGUUUAUUAAUGAUUCAGAUGUUUGUGUUAAAGAAAGUAACAAAAAAUCAAAUAAAUAUUUCUUUUGUAAUGCAAAUAGACAUGAAAAAAAAUAUAAUAACAAAAGAAAUUCUAAUUAUAAACCUAAAGAAGGACAACAAGAUCAAUGUUAUAAAAGAAAUACAAAUACAAAUUCAUAUCCACAACAAGUGAAGACACCUUAUAAAUUUUUAGGUAAUAAAUACUUUACUAACAAAUAUUAUUCAGGAAAAUCUCAAAUAAAUUCAAAAUAUGUAAAUGAAGAUGCAUCAGAAAAACGUACAAUGAAUAACAAUGAUGCUUGUAAUAGUAAAAAAGAUUCUAUUACAAAUUUAAGUAAAAGAGAAAGAGAAUCAUCUUUAAAUAUGAAUAUAAAUAAAAAUAAAAAUUUAUCAAAUGAGGACAAUGAUGAAAGAUCUAUUAUUGCUGAUAAUAUACAGUCUAAUGAUAUAUCACAAUCUAAUAAUCUAAUUAAGGAAUUAACUUACUAUAAUUCUGGUUUAAAACAAACUUAUAAUAAUCAUAAAAGUAUAAGAAAAUAUAAUGAUAGAUAUAAUAGAGAGGAAAAUUAUAAAGAAAAGCAAUUUCAAUAUCAAGGAUAUAAUAGAGAAAAUUACUAUAAGGAAGAUAAAUUUAAAGUAAGAAGCCAAAUAUGUAACAAUGGAGAAUAUAAUGAAUAUAAAGAAAAUUUUAGUGAGGAAACUGGAUUAGAAACAAAGGAAGUAAAAGAAAAAAGACAUAAUUACCAAGGAUAUAGCGGAUUUAAAGAACAUAAUAAAGAAAGUAAAAUGGAAAUUUUUAAAGAAAAAGAUAAAAAUAAACAUUAUGUAUUUGGAAAUAAAGAAAAAGGAAAUGAACAUUGGCGAAAUAAAAGAGAAAUUAGCGAAAGAAAUAAUAUCCAAAAACGAGGACAAAAUAAAAAGUCACCAAUUGAUGAUGAUGCAAGUCAAAGAGAAAGAUUAACAGAGCAGUUGAAUAGAGGGCAAUUGGAAUGUUUAGUAUGUUGUGAAUAUAUUAAACAAAAUGAUUAUAUUUGGUCAUGUUCUAAUUGCUAUCAUGUUCUACACUUAAAAUGUAUUAAAAAAUGGGCAAAAUCAUCGCAAGCUGAAAAUGGAUGGAGAUGCCCAGCAUGUCAAAAUGUUAAUUUAAUAAUUCCUGAAGAUUACUUUUGUUUUUGUGGUAAAACAAAAGCACCUGAAUGGAAUCGUAGAGAUGUUGCACAUUCCUGUGGUGAAAUUUGUGGUAGAAUGUUGUCAAAAAAUAAUUGUCCUCAUAAAUGCACUCUUUUAUGUCAUCCAGGAUCUUGUCCACAAUGCACUGCAAUGGUAGCAAAAUAUUGUGGCUGUGGUAAAACUUUACAAACAGUGCAAUGUAGUGUUCAUAAAUUAUUAUUGUGUGAUUCCAUAUGUGAUAAGAAUUUAAAUUGUGGUAGACAUAAAUGCCAAAAGAAAUGUCAUCAUGGAGAAUGUGCAAAUUGUGAAGAAACAAUAACACAAAAAUGUUUUUGUGGUAAAAAUACAAGAGAAAUAACUUGUCAAAGUAAUAUUUCACUUACAUAUUCUUGUGAAACAGUUUGUGGUAAAUUAUUAGAAUGCGGCAAUCAUACUUGUACAAAAUUAUGUCAUGCAGAUGCUUGUGAAUCUUGUUCUUUAAUUCCUGAGAAAAUUACAACUUGCUGUUGUGGACAAACACCAUUAACAGAUAAAAGACAAAGUUGUUUAGAUCCAAUUCCUAUAUGUGAAAAAAUAUGUUCGAAAAAUUUAAAAUGUGGACAACCUAAUAACCCUCAUAAGUGUAAAGCAAGAUGUCAUGAAGGAGAUUGUCCUGUUUGUGAUUUAUCUACAGACGUUAAAUGCCGUUGCGGAAAUAUGGAUAGAGAAAUAGCUUGUAAAGAUUUAAUAUCAAAAGCUGAUGAUGCAAGAUGUGAAAAAAAAUGUAUAAAGAAAAGAUCUUGUGGCAAGCACAAAUGUAAUCAAUUAUGUUGUAUAGAAAUAGAACAUAUUUGUCCAUUAAUUUGUUCUAAAACUUUAAGUUGUGGUAGACAUAAAUGUGAACAAAGAUGUCAUAAAGGAAGAUGUCAACCUUGCUGGCGUAGUAGUUUUGAUGAAUUAUAUUGUGAAUGUGGAUCUUCAGUGAUAUAUCCUCCUGUUCCAUGUGGAACACGAAGACCUGUAUGUGAUAAACCUUGUUCUCGUCAGCAUUCUUGUGGGCAUGAAGUGUUGCAUAAUUGUCAUAGUGAAAUAACUUGCCCACCUUGUACUGUCCUCACUCAAAGAUGGUGUCAUGGUAAACAUGAAUUACGAAAAGCUGUGCCAUGUCAUGUUAAUGAAAUUUCAUGUGGUUUAUCAUGUAAUAAACCCAUAUCUUGUGGUCGACAUAAAUGUAUUACUAUUUGUCAUCCUGGACCAUGUGAAAAACCAGGACAACAGUGUUCUCAGCCUUGCACUACUUUAAGAGAAAUGUGUGGACAUAUUUGUGCUGCUCCAUGUCAUGAGGGUAAAUGUCCAGAUACACCUUGUAAGGAAAUGGUUAAGGUGACAUGUCAAUGUGGACAUAGAACUAUGUUUCGUGUUUGUGCCGAAAAUUCUAAAGAAUAUCAAAGAAUAGCAAGUAGUAUAUUAGCUAGCAAAAUGGCUGAUAUGCAACUAGGUCAUUCUAUUAAUUUAGAAGAAGUAUUUGGUCAAGGAGUAAAAAAACAAAAUCAAUUAAAAACUUUAGAAUGUAAUGAUGAAUGUAAAAUAAUAGAACGGAAUAGAAGAUUGGCAUUAGGUUUACAAAUUAUAAAUCCAGAUUUAAGUGGAAAAUUAAUGCCUAGAUAUAGUGAUUUUAUGAAACAAUGGGCUAAGAAAGAUCCACAUUUUUGUCAAAUGGUUCAUGAAAAAUUAACAGAGUUGGUUCAGUUAGCAAAGAUUUCUAAACAAAAAUCACGCAGUUAUUCUUUUGACAGCAUGAAUAAAGAUAAACGUCAUUUCAUUCACGAGUCUUGUGAACAUUUUGGUUGUGAAAGUCAGGCAUAUGAUCAGGAGCCAAAAAGAAAUGUUGUUGCAACUGCUGUAAAAGAUAAAUGUUGGUUACCUAGCUAUAGUUUAUUAGAAAUUGUACAACGAGAAAAUGGUCAAAGAAAAGUUCCAGGUCCAAUGUUAAAUACUACAAAAACUGAUGGAUCUGUGAAGACAAUAUUAUCACUGCCUGCAAAAAAAACUCAAAAACCAGAUACACCAUCAAGCAUAAAAACAUCAGAGCCAGAAAUAGAUUAUUUUGAUUAUCAAGGUUAAGAUUACUAUCUCUGUAUUGUGUAAAAUGAAAAGUUGAUUAUAUAUAUAAAUUAAUUAUUGUAAUAAUUUUAUAAUGAUACUAUGAAUAUAAUUUUAUUGCUAUCAAAAAUUGUAUAAUAAGGAUUUAUUUAAAAUUUAAGGAAAAGGAUUUUUGAUGAAAAUUAUUGUUAUAUUUGAUUUGAAUAUUAUUAAUUAAAAAGAAAUAUAUAUAACUCAAAUAAUUUUAUUGAAAUCUUUUUAUUUUUUUUUUUUAUUCUAAUUUUUCAUUUUUGUAGAUCAUUUAAAUUUUAAUAAAGAUACAAUUUCAUUUUAUCUAAAUACAUAUAUAAUAUUUAUUACAUUUCAUAAAAUUUUCAGAGAAAUAGUUUAUAAAGAAGUAAUCUCUACAUUUUAUUUAAAUUAUCUUAAAUUUUUAUUAUUAUGCAAUUAUUCAUUUAAUUUUGUAUGACAAUUUUUCAUCUAAUAAUCUGACAUUCAUUGAUAAAAAUAGUAGUUUAUUGUAUAUUAUCAUCUCAAACAGUAUUCAUCAAUUCAAUUAAAAUAUUAUUUGUUAUUGUACGUACAUUGAAGUGUAUAUAAAUAUUAAUUUAUAUGAAUAAUUUUAAAAGAUUAAUUUAUAUAAAUUAAUCUUUGUAAACAUUUUAUAUUGAUAACAUAAGUAUUUGGCACAUUAAACAUUUACCUAUGUUUUUCCUAAACAAAUAGUGAGACAUUUCAUGCUUGUGUAAGUAUAAUUAUUUAUAUUAUAUUUUAUGCAUUUUUUUCAUGAUAAUGUGUUAUUAAUAAUUUGAAUAUAUUUAAUUCUUCAAAUCUAAAUUUUAAUAAUGUAAAUAACAUUAAAAAAAUAAUCAUUUUAAUAUAUGAUGAAAAUCUUCUGACGUAAUAUAUUUCACAUAUUAAAAUUUCAUAUGUAUAAAUUACACACAUUCUCUCUUUUUCUGUUUCUCACAUAUAUCAGUAUACAAAAUAUACAGUAUACAAAAGUACUAUUUUUAUUAAAAUGAUGAAAUUAUAUCAUUUUGAUAAAUAAUAUUUUACAGUAAUUGAUAUUAUUAUAUAAGAAUAUAAAAAUAUGUUAAUAUAAAAUAUUUAUAAUUUUAAUAUAAAAGUAAUGAAUAAUUUUCCAACAAUUGUCAGAUCAUAAAAAAAACUUAAAACUUAUUCUUAUACAUAAGAAUUUAUGAAAAAUUAAAUAACAAAUAACAUUUAUACAAACUAGUAAUGAAAUCCAGUCUCUUAUCUCAUAAGGUAGUAGUUUGUUAUAUUGUAACUUGACACUUACAUAAGCGUAAAAUGGCCUCCUAUUCUAGACACAAAUUGUAUAUCACAUGUAGGAUCACAACACUGUUACAAUUUGUAUUUGUAGAGAGAUUAAUUACAUAUCAAUUAUAAAGAUUUUUUGAACAUUUAGUAGUAGGGCACUUCAAAGUUGAAUUGAUAUUAUUGUUUAUCAAUUGGUGCAGUAGACAUAGAGUAAAAAUUUUUUACUUAUGAGUGGUUUAUCUACUAUUACAAUACUUUUUUAUAUACAGAUUUUAGGUUUUUAUUUUUUUAGGAAAGUUUAAUUCUUUUGUAAAGAUUCAUUAUUCUAUUUUGAUAUAAAACAUUUUAUCUUUGUUUUAAAAAAGAAGAAAUUAAAAUUAUUAUCAAAAUAAUUAAAAAAUUUAAAAAUAUUUAAAAAUUAAUUUAAUUUAAAAAAUAGAAACAUUUUUUAAUCAAUAAAAUAUAUUCUUUAGAAGAAUAUUUUCUGUAAAAUUUGUAAAAUUUUUUUAAAAAUUUACUUUUAUAUAUAAUUUUUGUUAGAACACGUAUUUAUUCAGUUUAAAAUAGUAUAUUGAUCUAUUGCUAUAUUCAUUUAAAUGAU
Apis cerana (Asiatic honeybee) is the source of this 6126-nucleotide messenger RNA. It is a transcript of the gene stc, whose product is annotated as nuclear transcription factor, X-box binding stc. Gene Ontology annotation, molecular function: zinc ion binding; RNA polymerase II transcription regulatory region sequence-specific DNA binding; DNA-binding transcription factor activity, RNA polymerase II-specific. NCBI's taxonomy places the organism in Eukaryota, Metazoa, Arthropoda, Insecta, Hymenoptera, Apidae. Gene Ontology annotation, cellular component: nucleus. Gene Ontology annotation, biological process: negative regulation of transcription by RNA polymerase II. The record is from RefSeq and is a predicted model, not a curated record.